Messenger RNA from Physeter macrocephalus (sperm whale), 1823 nucleotides. It is a transcript of the gene ZC3H8, whose product is annotated as zinc finger CCCH-type containing 8. Bases 1 to 1224 code for a protein of 407 amino acids. Lineage: Eukaryota; Metazoa; Chordata; Mammalia; Artiodactyla; Physeteridae. Gene Ontology annotation, cellular component: nucleus. Gene Ontology annotation, biological process: negative regulation of DNA-templated transcription. The record is from RefSeq and is a predicted model, not a curated record. The transcript has 9 exons. Gene Ontology annotation, molecular function: metal ion binding; RNA binding.
AUGGCGCCUGCCGCAACACCUAGCCCGGGACUAAAGGGCAGGAGAGAUUCCUCCGCGUGCCGCGGCCCUUGCCCAGCCCGCCGGGGCCGAGUGCGCCGCCCAUUGGAGGAGACGCCCCGUCAAUCACCUCCGGGGGCGAGCUCUCACGCUUCCCUUGCGAAGCGGCGGAGGAGGCAGUCUCUGAUGGCGGUGCCGGGCGGCGCUUGGAGUAGUUCAGGGAGGGGGUGGUAUCCCGCGGGACCUGCAGUCCUUCCGCGCCUCCGGGGCCGGUCCGCCCCGGUCCGAGGUUUUCCCUGCGAGACGCCGCCUCCCACUGAUGGGGAGUUUCAGACGUGCCCUAACAAACGGGCCCUUAAAGCCAUGAGCGGGUGUGAGCCCGGGUGGGCCCAUUCUAACCGGAAACAUGCAAAGAUAGGAAUCCUGCAAAACGUAGAGCAGCCCAGCCGAGAUGACACACUAGAAAACCACCAAUUUAGGCACUUCGGAAACUCUACAUCACGGAAGAAUUUGCGACGUAGAAAAUCAAGAAGUAAGGACUAUGAUGUAUAUAGUGAUAAUGAUAUCUGCAGUCAGGAAUCAGAAGAUAAUUUUGCUAAAGAGCUUCAACAAUAUAUACAAGCUAAAGAGAUGGCAAAUGUUACUCAAUGCUUAUCGCUUCCUGAAGAAUCUGUGAAGAAAGAGGGAGCAAAGGAUACCCAGAAAGGUAAAGCUGUUAAACAAAAAAAUAAAAAUAAAAACCUUAAAGCUGUUCACAAGAAUGGUAAACAGAAGAAAAUGAAGCGAAAAUGGCCUGGCACUGGAGACAAAGGAUCAAACGCUUCCCUGAGGAACAAUGGCUCACAGGAACAGGAUGGUAAACUUAAAGAGAAGCAGCAGCCUGUGAGAAUGAGUCAGGGAUUCAUCAACCAACAUACGGUGCAACGCCAGGGAAAACAAAUUUGUAAAUAUUUUCUUGAAAGGAAAUGUAUUAAGGGAGACCAGUGUAAAUUUGAUCAUGCUGCAGAGAUAGAGAAGAAAAAGGAAAUGUGUAAGUUUUAUGUACAAGGAUAUUGUACCAGAGGUGAAAACUGUCUGUAUUUGCAUAAUGAGUAUCCUUGCAAGUUUUACCAUACAGGAGCAAAAUGUUAUCAGGGAGAAUAUUGCAAGUUUUCACAUGCUCCACUGACUGCUGAAACACAAGAACUGUUGGCUAAAGUUUUGGAUCCUGAAAAGAAGUCGUCAUGAAAAUAAAAUACAUAAAAAAGCUUUGUAUGGAUGAAGAGUGCUUGUGUCUGCCUGUUCAAGACUAUUCAAGACUUGAUUUGGAGUGGUUUACAAGAUUCCUCAUUUAAAGCGCCCUCUUGUGUCAUUACAAUGAUGUGCAACUCUUCAGUGGGUGGCGCCGAGGGACAGAAUGUAGUGUCUAAGUGAAGGGUUGGUCUUCACCAAGAUGGUUCCAGCCAUUGAAACAGGGGAGGAGCAUAUGUGACAGAGAUGCUGGCUGGUGGGUAAAUGUUGUGGUAGUAGAUUGCAGAAGUCUCUUCUGAUUGAUUGCGUUUUCUCAGUAAAACAGGAAAAAGGUUAGGCUGAGUGAGGAUGGAAGAGAGAAAACUACUGGGUUCCACUAGGAAGACAUUGGGAUAAUAGACAAUGAAUAUACAGCUAGAUCUUUUCAUGUCAUUAAAUACAUUCACAACAUAUUUUUAUUGUUUGCUUGCAGUUCUGUUUUAUGGCUUAAAUUAUGGUUCUGUGAUUUUUUAAAACCAGUUUCCUAUUGUUGAACCAAAAAGUUGUUUCCGAUUUCUUACUGUUAUAAAUAAAAUGGAGCAGUGUCUCUUGCUAUA